UCUCUGAUCUGACACCAAAUGGCGAUCUUCGAGUGGCGGCGGCAGAGAAGACGGCCACUCGACGGCGGAGGAACUCGGCGCCGUCUUCCUAUCUUCAGGCCAUUGUACUCGAGAAAACUCAAGAGAAUGAUUCUAUUCGCAGUGGUCUUCUUAGCAAUCGUCCCUCCUCUCUUCUUCCACUUCAAGCUCCGACGAAUUCGCCAGAACGUCGCGAAGAAGUGCGAUUGGCUCCAGCAUCCUCCACGUGUCUGUGCUCACGGCGGCGAUUCAACCUUAGCUUUCCCCAACACUAUGGAUGCUUAUAGUUACGCGAUUGGUUCUCGUGUUGAUUGCAUUGAGGUUGAUGUUUCUCGUUCCUCCGAUGGUGUUCUAUUCGCUCUCCACAACAGGGAUCUGCAGCGUAUAGCUCGUAACUCUUCUGUACAAGUCGGAGAUCUGAGUAUGAAACAGAUCAAGGAACUCGAUGUCUCACAGAUUGUUAAAGGGACCUUGGAUAAUCGUAGGAUUCCUACGCUUGAAGAUGCUUUAGCGGCGAUUUCAACUUCAGUCCGGCAAGUGAUUCUUGAUGCUAAAGUCGGACCCCCAAUGUAUGAAAAGGGACUCGCACUAGACAUCCUUUCUGUUAUUGAGAGAGCGCAGUGCAAGAAUUGCAUCGUAUGGGCCAAAAGCGACAGUUUGGCUAGAGACCUAAUCAAACGAGCACCAGAUCUUACAGUGGGAUACAUUGUGAUGGUGGAUCCUUUGACUGGAGUGAGAAGCAAACUACUGAGAAUGAAGGGAGCUAGUGUUGUUGGAGUCUAUCAUCCCUUGAUCGAUGAAAACUUGAUCACAGUUGUGCAUCGGAGAAAGAAAGAGGUUUACGCAUGGACUGUAGAUGAGACUGAUCCAAUGAAACGGAUGCUUCACUUAGGCGUGGAUGCAGUUGUUACGAGCAAUCCAGCUAUGUUUCAGGGUCUCAUGGAAGAUCUCAGAACUGAGUGUCUUGAAGAAGGCUUUUCAAUACGGACAUGAUAAAAUUUCUGGCUCGAGAACUGAUAUUGGAAUCACCGUUAGGCUUCAAGUUCCAUGUCUCAGUUUGACAUCAACUUAUAGCAUUUUUAUUACAAUUUUCGUAAAACUAGAGCAUUCUUAAAGACUACAUAUAGUAUGAUUAAGAAACUCACA
Messenger RNA from Brassica oleracea var. oleracea, 1164 nucleotides. RefSeq names its product glycerophosphodiester phosphodiesterase GDPD4. Gene Ontology annotation, molecular function: phosphoric diester hydrolase activity. Bases 19 to 1011 code for a protein of 330 amino acids. The transcript is spliced from 8 exons. The record is from RefSeq and is a predicted model, not a curated record. Gene Ontology annotation, biological process: lipid metabolic process. Lineage: Eukaryota; Viridiplantae; Streptophyta; Magnoliopsida; Brassicales; Brassicaceae.